GUUGAAGAUCAAACCACAAUAUUAUCAAAUCAAUUAAGUGUUGAAGAUAAAACCACAGUAUUAUCAAACCAAGUAAGUGUUGAAGAUAAAACCACAGUAUUAUCAAACCAAGUAAGUGUUGAAGAUCAAACCACAAUAUUAUCAAAUCAAUUAAGUGUUGAAGAUCAAACCACAAUAUUAUCAAAUCAAUUAAGUGUUGAAGAUAAAACCACAGUAUUAUCAAACCAAGUAAGUGUUGAAGAUCAAACCACAAUAUUAUCAAAUCAAUUAAGUGUUGAAGAUCAAACCACAAUAUUAUCAAAUCAAUUAAGUGUUGAAGAUCAAACCACAGUAUUAUCAAACCAAGUAAGUGUUGAAGAUCAAACCACAGUAUUAUCAAAUCAAUUAAGUGUUGAAGAUAAAACCACAGUAUUAUCAAACCAAGUAAGUGUUGAAGAUCAAACCACAGUAUUAUCAAACCAAGUAAGUGUUGAAGAUCAAACCACAGUAUUAUCAAACCAAUUGAGUGUUGAAGAUUGA
This is a messenger RNA of Lottia gigantea (owl limpet), 519 nucleotides long. RefSeq lists its product as hypothetical. NCBI's taxonomy places the organism in Eukaryota, Metazoa, Mollusca, Gastropoda, Lottiidae. The record is from RefSeq and is a predicted model, not a curated record. The annotation marks the transcript as partial. The transcript has a single exon.